UCCCAGACGAGCGCAAAGCCUGUUCUCUAAUGGGUGUGUGCGCUCCAGACCCAAAGCGGCCCGGGCCACUUCGCAGCGGCACCACCUCAUCUGGCAGCGUGCAGGGCCUGCCGGAGCCCAGACUAACUGACCACCUUCGUGCAGACGUGCUCGCAGCGUGGAGAGCAGAGCGGGAGGGAGGAGGAAGGAGGGCGUUGGGAGCCGAGGCCCCACCUUUCAUUCCAGCAGAGAGCACAGGGAGGGGGAUGACUCACGGGCGCUCAGAUUCCCAAAGGUGAGCGACUCAGUCUCCGCUCGGGAAAGCGCGGUGCUCGCUGCGGCUCCCCUCCCGGAGUGGCCUCGGCAGGGUGUCGGAGCCGCGUCUGCCCCGUCUGGUCUCAGGGCCAGGGCUGGGUGCCCUCAUGUAUGGCAAGAGCUCUGCGCGUGUGGCACUGUUCCUGCUUGGCUUCCAGCUCACAGCUCCGUGGUCUAUAGCGGCUGUGGAAAUCUACACCUCCCGGGCCCUGGAGGCUGUUAACGGGACGGACGUGCGGUUAAAAUGCACUUUCUCCAGUUUCGCUCCUGUGGGCGAUGCUCUAACAGUGACCUGGAAUUUCCGGCCUCGAGAUGGGGGGCCUGAGCAGUUCGUAUUCUACUAUCACAUGGAUCCCUUCACACCCAUGAGUGGGAGGUUCAAGGACCGGGUGUCCUGGGAUGGGAACCCUGACAGGUAUGAUGUCUCCAUCUACCUCUGGAAGCUGCAGUUCGAUGACAAUGGGACGUACACCUGCCAGGUGAAGAACCCACCUGACGUGGAUGGGCUAAUCGGGGAGAUCCGGCUCAGCGUAGUGAACACCGUGCGCUUCUCUGAGAUGCACUUCCUGGCUCUGGCCAUCGGCUCUGCGUGUGCACUGAUGGUCAUAAUCGUGAUCGGGGUGGUCCUCUUCCAGCAUUUCCGGAAAAAGCGAUGGGCCGAGCGAGCUCAUAAAGUGGUGGAGAUAAAAUCAAAAGAAGAGGAAAAGCUCAAUCAAGGAAAAAAGGUCUCUGUUUACUUAGAAGACUGACAUCGUAGAUGGGUGUGUGACGAUCUCCAAGAACAAGAACUCUAGUAUUUUUUGAAGUCAAUGGAAGCUUUUCUUUGGCUCUUCCAGUCGUGACCUGUCUUCCACACGGUUCUACAGUGCAUCUCCACCUAGAAAGCAACAUGCCGUUGGCGCCAGCUCAGAUUUCUUCUUGAGCAGAUAUCGCCAACUUACACACAGCGUCAUGACCAAGGUUUUCAGUUUAGAGAGCACAUAUUUUCCAAUGCUCAUUUGCUUUUGUAGCCUAAGCAGCUACAUUUUUUGCCCUUACACACUCCUUAUGGAUUAUGACUUUUAUACAUAGUAUAUUGGCCUUAAAUGGGAUAAAAGCCCACUUGGCUCUCAUGACACUGCCCUUGGCACAUUCGUUUCUUUACAGCAACUUUUGUGCUACUAAAAUCAACGUGUUUAUUCUCUUUCUUUCUCAUAUUCUUGAUUAAAAGGCAAGCUAAGUCUCCCAGCUAUUUUUGAUUAAUAGUAAACCCUAAAUUCAUACUGUUAACAGUUUGAUUUUUUUUUAUUUCUCUCCUUAAGUAUGGGACACAGCUUGUUUCAGUGAAUUUCUUCUAAUGUCCCAGGUGAGAGGGAUAUUUAUUUUUAUCUUUUGAUCCAAGGUUUACAAUUGCACAAGUCUAAAUCAUUUGGUAACUACAAAAGGUUGCAUAAAUGCUCAUAGAAUGACAGAUGCCACCUCAGGAUGGAACACUUGUCAUCUUUUUUCUGCGUCAUGAAAAAGAAUUAACAGCAUAGGUCUUUCAGGAGCAGUGACUGACAGUUGAGUUUUCUAUUAUUUCCCCCAGUUCACUGAUACAUAGCAACGGAGCUAUGUCUAUACUUACUUCUGAGCUGGAAUCAUGAAGUAGUUGAAUACCAUUUGGAAACAGUACAUUAUAACUUUGAAAAUUCAGGCUGGUGACAAAAAUCAACCCUAACAUUUUUUUGUUCAGUAUUAUAACAAAGCUCUAAGAAAUGGAAGAGAUCAUUCAAGCCUUUUGUUUUUUAAGUUAUAAUUUGUUGGCUUAUUUUGGGGGAUGGAGAAUUUGGUAUGAGUUAAAGAAAUACCCAGACUACUUUAACUCCAUGAAACCAAAUUUUUUCUUUUCUUUCUAAGGGUGUGUGUGCUCGUGGAGUGAGACAGACAGGGAAAGUGAGAAAUUACCCCCCUGGGAG
Messenger RNA from Tupaia belangeri chinensis (Chinese tree shrew), 2231 nucleotides. RefSeq names its product myelin protein zero like 2 (gene MPZL2). The record is from RefSeq and is a predicted model, not a curated record. Gene Ontology annotation, cellular component: plasma membrane. Gene Ontology annotation, biological process: cell-cell adhesion. The transcript is spliced from 6 exons. NCBI's taxonomy places the organism in Eukaryota, Metazoa, Chordata, Mammalia, Scandentia, Tupaiidae. Bases 402 to 1043 code for a protein of 213 amino acids.